AUUGAUCCUAGUAUUUUACAGCAGACACUACAGCAGAGUAACUUACUUGCCCAGCAUCUAACUGGGGAUCCCAAUAUGGCUCCACAGAGCAACUCCCUCCAGACAACAGACAGCACGGUGCCAGCUAAUGUGGUUAUCCAGCCCAUAUCAGGCUUGUCUUUACAGCCAACUGGUACAUCUUCAGCUAAUAUGACGAUAGGACCACUGUCUGAGCAAGACUCUGUGUUAUCAACUAACAGUAAUGGUGCACAGGAUCUCUCUCAAGUGAUAACCUCACAGGGUAUGGUGUCCACUUCGAAUGGUCAGCAUGAGAUAACAUUGACCAUAAAUAACUCAAGUUUGAGUCAAGUCCUAGCUCAUGCUGCUGGUUCCACCACUACAAACCCAUCAGGAAGCCCGCAAGAAAUUACCCUCACCAUAUCUGGUUAGUAUUU
Messenger RNA from Chelonoidis abingdonii (Abingdon island giant tortoise), 434 nucleotides. Lineage: Eukaryota; Metazoa; Chordata; Testudines; Testudinidae. The record is from RefSeq and is a predicted model, not a curated record.